AUGAAUUCGAGAGAGAAGCAAGUUAUCUUUGGAUGCCUUACAACGAGGCUACUGGUUUCCCUAUUAUUUCCAUCUUUACAACAGCAGCUAGAUAAAGCGGUUGAGUUUUCUACCCCGGUAACGAGUUUUCGAUCGCUGCAGGAGGGUGUGUUUCUUUUACAGAAUGAUCUGCCUGUAUACAAUGGAGGUGUUGUGCACCAUCUUCCUUUACUCGUUGCAUUAAUGUCUGUUGUGACCAAAGAUUCGUUGAUUUCAUUAUUAUAUGCUGGUAUUGAUGCAGUAAUUGCGUAUCAGUUAAUGUUAAUGAGCAAGCAGUUCAGUGCUCAACUCAAAAUGCCUAAUUGGAUCCCUGGGGCUUUAUAUGCCGCUAACCCGCUGGUGUUACUGUCGUGUGUCAGCAGAUCUACCGUGACCUUUACAAACUUAGCAAUAUCUACUGCGUUGCUUGCCGCACUACAGGGUAAUGUGUUCCUGGCAUCUGUUUCAAUUGCAGUUGCUGGUUACCUGUCUUUCUAUGCUUCCUUCCUAGCUAUUCCGAUGUUAUUUAUUUUAAAACGGGGCAGGUUGCAGUCGGUCAUUACAAUUAUUAUUUCUCUGAGCUUGUAUUUACUAGCCAGCUACAAAAUUAAUAAUGAGAAUUGGAAUUUCCUAAGGUCUACCUAUGGUGUUGUCGUCACCUUUAGUAGACUAAUUCCCAAUUUAGGCUUGUGGUGGUACUUCUUCAUAGAAAUGUUUGAAUUCUUCAUCCCAUUUUUUAAAGCCGUAUUCAACAUUUUCGCUAUUUCAUUCAUUACCCCAUUCAGCAUUCGGUUCUACAAACAACCUUUUUAUGCAUUUAUUCUAUGUCUGGGGUGGGUGACGCUAACCAAGCCAUACCCUACAUUGGGUGAUGGUGGGUUUUUUUUGAGUUUUGUUCCAUUUUUUCAACCGUUAUUUGUCUAUCUCAGAUAUUCCAUUAUAUCCAUCUUGCUCUUCAUUCAUGCCAUUGUCCUCGCACCUAUAUUCUACCAUUUAUGGAUUGAUUUAGGAUCGGGAAAUAGUAACUUUUUCUACGCAAUUUCCCUGGUCUAUGCCUUAGCUCUGGCUUCCGUUGUUGUCGACUUGUGCUGGUCUAUGUUGAGAAUAGAAUACGACAACGGUAACCCAAAGUUAGACGUACAACUAACUCAAUUAUAG
This is a messenger RNA of Eremothecium cymbalariae DBVPG#7215, 1176 nucleotides long. RefSeq names its product GPI-anchor transamidase subunit GAB1 (gene GAB1). The record is from RefSeq and is a predicted model, not a curated record. Gene Ontology annotation, biological process: protein localization to cell surface; attachment of GPI anchor to protein. The transcript has a single exon. Gene Ontology annotation, cellular component: GPI-anchor transamidase complex; membrane. Lineage: Eukaryota; Fungi; Ascomycota; Saccharomycetes; Saccharomycetales; Saccharomycetaceae. Bases 1 to 1176 code for a protein of 391 amino acids.